This is a messenger RNA of Loa loa (African eye worm), 890 nucleotides long. RefSeq lists its product as hypothetical. The transcript is spliced from 2 exons. Gene Ontology annotation, biological process: lysosome localization. The record is from RefSeq and is a predicted model, not a curated record. The annotation marks the transcript as partial. Lineage: Eukaryota; Metazoa; Nematoda; Chromadorea; Rhabditida; Onchocercidae. Gene Ontology annotation, cellular component: BORC complex.
AGAUGGAUCGGCCCAUCGAAUCAAGAAAUCCGGAAAUAGAAAUGCAAACGGCCACAUCCAGUUCUACAAUAGCUGAUCAACAGCAUACUUUCGUGGUCGAAAAUCUGGAAAGACGGAUCCGUGACAGUAUCAAACAAAACAGUAUGCCAUCGGAUGAAAGUCAAACCUCGCUGCAGAGUAUCUCAAGUAGUUUCGUACCUGAUCCCGAGAUCAUAGCAAGCCUUGAAAGCUGCGCAAAUACCAUUUCAACUAAUCUAAAUGUUGUGUUACAUGAUUUACGUGGUUCACUGAAAGGAAUGAGUGAGUUAACCGUUCAAGCUACGGAAUGUUUUGCUGAUGCAAUUUCCGCUUCCUGUAAUUCGGUGGAUGCUACCAUCAAGAAUACUUAUGCCCUGCUGGCAAAAGUAAGCAGCUGUUUUGUAUGCGGCUUCUGGAUAAAUAAGAUCGACUUUGAGAAAAGUCGAAGUCUUCUCGACAUCUUUAAACCUGCAAAAUGCCGGGGGGACUUGCUGUACCUUUAAAACAGUUCGAGAAAUUAACCGAUGGACUAUGGAACUAAACUGCUUUUUUCAUUAUAUUCUCAAGGGUGCCCAUUUAGAGAUGCUUUACUUUUAGUAUGGUGGGCACAUUUGUCUUGGAUAACUUCUUACGUAAAUAUAAAUAUAUCUCCAUUUUUUAAUGUAAACAGUUACGGUCUGAUUUGUCUGUAACUUUUUUUAUCUUGUACUUCUCAUAUCAGGUCGAGGAAGUUAAUGAAGCAAUGGCUGGCAUACGAAAAUUGUCUCAACAAGUAAAAGAUAUAAAAUCUAUUGUGGAUUUAUUUGAAAUACAGCUGGUAACAGGUUCGAUGGCACAACCUUAAUAUUGUUUUUUGUAAUUUAAUACAACUU